AGAACCUGAAAACACAUACUUGCACUGGUUUCGGUUUUGCUUUCGUACAACGGUCACUAGUUCUCUUCUGCGCAUGCGUACUUUUUCGUGUCCUUGAAGCUCCUCCCACCACUGCACCCACAGCGCCCACAGUGCCACUGACGUCGGGCAAAGCGUACUGGUUCUCUCCUUCGUUGGAUCCGUCUUUGAGGAAUUGAAGCGACCGGAGUGUUUGCCUUACCUCGUUCGACAGCACCUCCAACAGGGACAUGCGCGAGUGCAUCUCAGUGCACGUGGGCCAGGCGGGUGUGCAGAUCGGCAAUGCCUGCUGGGAGCUUUACUGCCUCGAGCAUGGCAUCCAGCCCGACGGGCAGAUGCCAGACGACAGGUUGGUGGGCAGCGGGGAGGACUCCUUCAACACCUUCUUCAUGGCCACCGGGUCGGGCAAGUAUGUGCCCCGGGCUGUCUUCGUCGACCUGGAACCCACGGUGGUGGACGAGGUGCGCAACGGACCCUACAGACAGCUGUUCCACCCGGAACAGAUGAUCACUGGGAAGGAGGAUGCGGCCAACAACUACGCACGUGGCCACUACACGAUCGGCAAGGAGAUCGUGGAGAUUGUGUUGGACCGUGUCCGCCUGCUGGCAGAGCGCUGCACGGGCCUUCAGGGCUUCCUUGUCUUCCGGAGCUUCGGGGGCGGCACGGGGUCGGGCUUCGCCUCGCUCCUCAUGGAGCGACUGUCCGUGGACUACGGCAAGAAGUCUAAGCUGGAGUUCGCCAUCUACCCAGCACCCCUGGUGUCCACAGCGGUCGUGGAGCCCUACAACUCCAUCCUCACGACGCACACAACCCUGGAGCACUCAGACUGUGCCUUCAUGGUGGACAACGAGGCCAUCUUCGAGAUCUGCCGCCGCAACCUCAACCUGGAGUUUCCCAGCUACCGCAACCUGAACCGCCUCAUCGGUCAAGUGGUCUCGUCUAUCACGGCCUCGCUGCGUUUUGACGGAGCCCUUAACGUUGACCUGACUGAGUUCCAGACCAACUUGGUGCCAUACCCGCGCAUCCAUUUCCCGCUGGUUACUUACGCCCCUGUAGUGUCGCCUGAGAAGGCCUAUCACGAGCAGCUGACGGUGGGCGAAAUCACCAACUCGUGCUUCGAGCCGGCCAACCAGAUGGUGAAGUGUGACCCCCGCCACGGCAAGUACAUGGCCUGCUGUCUCCUGUACCGGGGAGACGUGGUGCCCAAGGACGUGAACGCAGCCAUUGCGGCCAUCAAGACCAAGAGGAGCAUCCAGUUUGUGGACUGGUGCCCCACUGGCUUCAAGGUUGGCAUCAACUACCAGCCGCCGACUGUGGUUCCCGGGGGCGACCUGGCGAAGGUGCAGCGUGCGGUGUGCAUGCUGUCCAAUACGACGGCCAUUGUGGAAGCCUGGGCACGUCUCAACCACAAGUUCGACCUGAUGUAUGCCAAGAGGGCCUUUGUGCACUGGUACGUGGGCGAAGGCAUGGAAGAGGGCGAAUUUUCGGAGGCCAGGGAGGACUUGGCUGCCCUGGAAAAGGACUACGAAGAAGUGGGACUCGACUAUGCAGAAGGGACCGACGAAAACGGGGGAGACGAGUACUAGGAUCCCACACCAACUUGUUGAACGGGGUUAACAUUGUUGCAUCCAAGUUGACCUCUUGGGACUUCUCUUAAACUGGCAGCUUCACAGACAAUCUUUUUUUUUUUUUUUCUUCAGCUGCCUUGUCUAAGGGCAGGGUGGAUGGAAGUGUGAAGGGAGACAGUGUUUUUUUUUUUUUUUCUUAGACCGUACAGCCCGCUUAUAACUAACGCCGCGAGAAUCUAAAAUCAGUUCGCUAUAUCCAUUUUUCGCCAAAUGUAGAUUUAAAAAAAAAAAAAAAAAGAAGAAAUAGGAAUUGGUUGUUUCAGCACGCGAUUUUAAUGCUUUCCAAAAUAGCUGUCGAUUCGCGACUGUACGUACCGCGUAAGGGACGUCUUCACGAUCGCCUGCUCUAUUUUGUCAAGUCCGGGAAAAGGUUUUGUCCAAGUCCGACCCGCUCGGCACCAGCGAAGUAGUCUCAGAGGGUCUCCGCCGCGGUGAGAGUUGUUCCGGCAGACACCGACUUCUUUGCAGAGUCGUCGCCACUCUUGUCACUUUCUCUGCCUACUUCCGCAUUGACGGGAUCAGAGUUCACGAGGGCUUCAUCAGAGGAGACGCUCCACAACCCAGCGACUGUAAUGGACCUUUAAGUUGGCAAUAACGUCCUGGUCCAUCGGCUGAAGCUUGGCAGUGGUGUUUGGCGGCAGGAAGAGGACUUCCACGACGUUAAGCAGUGGAUUGAUGUGAUUCGCGCUACAGUUAUCAAGCAGAAGCUGAACUUUCCGUUCCUUGCCCGCCAUAUCGUUGGUGAAGUCGGUCACGGUCGGCAGCGGUAGGCUCAGUCAGGUAGGGUUUAGUGAAAUCCGUGUAUUUCGCAACGAAGCAUUGCUGACUUUCGUGUAGUUCCGUAGCCAGGUUGGCCAGAUGUCAAAACGGAGGAGACAAAACGCGGAGCGGACGGGAACGGCCGAAAAUCCGAAAUUUCCCGCACGACAUGUGCAACGAUGCACGUCACACGUACUGCAGAGAAGACAACUUGCGGAACAGCGUGAAAUCUUCCCUCGCUCGGACGAAAGGUGGCGGUCGCCUUAGUUGCUUUAUCGGUACGGACUUGUUUCUUUUUGCGGUUAUUUUCUAGAAUUAUACCGUGAAUAGCUUUUUUUGCACAUAAUUUGAGUGUUUUUGCAGCUUUUUUUCGCUACAUCUGUGGCAAGCCACCCGUGGUUUUUCGUUAAAAGCGGGCUUGUAUCUCAUUGCAGGUAUACAAACGGUAACGGGAAAUUUAAAUUCAUUUGCUAUAUCUAUUAUUUCGCUAUUUCCGGGUUCGUUAUAAGCGGGCUGUACUGUAUCAACAUGAGCUGUCAUCCCGUUUAGAGGUUCAAAGUGUUCAGUGUUGGUCUCGUGAGAGACAAAUGACUUCAUUUAUCUGCAAAUAAAGAGUCUCUGUUAGCUGCUUUUA
This is a messenger RNA of Ixodes scapularis (black-legged tick), 3039 nucleotides long. RefSeq names its product tubulin alpha chain. The transcript has 5 exons. The coding region runs from base 249 to 1604 and encodes 451 amino acids. Gene Ontology annotation, biological process: microtubule cytoskeleton organization; mitotic cell cycle. Gene Ontology annotation, molecular function: GTP binding; structural constituent of cytoskeleton. NCBI's taxonomy places the organism in Eukaryota, Metazoa, Arthropoda, Arachnida, Ixodida, Ixodidae. Gene Ontology annotation, cellular component: cytoplasm; microtubule. The record is from RefSeq and is a predicted model, not a curated record.